GGGGGCUGAGUCUGAGGCUAAUGAGCAGGUGAGGCCACAGCACAGACGGAGGCUGAGCUCAGCGUCUGCUCUCUGUGGAAAUGGCCGAGCCUGGGUCUCAGUGCCACACCGCUGGACCCUUACUGCUGCUGCUGCUGCUGCUGCUACCACCCCAGACCCUGCUGGAGGGGCCCCUGCUGUUUGUGGCUCUGGUGUUCCGUCAUGGCGACCGGGCCCCACUGGCCUCCUACCCCACAGACCCACACAAGGAAGCUGCCUCCACCUUGUGGCCUCGAGGCCUGGGCCAGCUGACCAAGGAGGGGAUCCGCCAGCAGCUGGAGCUUGGCCGAUUCCUGAGGAGGCGGUACAAGGCCUUCCUGAGCCCAGAGUUCCGGCGUGAAGAGGUAUACAUCCGCAGCACAGACUUUGACCGCACACUGGAGAGUGCACAGGCCAACCUGGCUGGGCUGUUCCCUGAGGCUGCCCCUGGAAGUCCCGAGGCUGACUGGAAGCCCAUUCCAGUGCACACAGUGCCCGUGUCUGAGGACAAGUUGCUGAGGUUUCCCAUGCGCAGCUGUCCUCGAUACCAUGAGCUGCUGCGGGAGUCCACAGAGGCAGCUGACUACCAGGAGGCCCUGGAGGGCUGGACGGACUUUCUGACCCGCCUGGGCAACUUCACGGGGUUGUCACUGGUUGGAGAACCACUCCGCAGGGCAUGGAAAGUUUUGGACACACUCAUCUGUCAGCGUGCCCAUGGCCUCACCCUUCCAUCCUGGGCCUCCCCAGAUGUCUUGAGGACUCUGUCACAGAUUUCAGCUCUGGAUAUCAGGGCACAUGUGGGCCCACCCAGGGCAGCCGAAAAGGCCCAGCUGACAGGGGGGAUUCUGCUGGAUGCCAUCCUCAGCAAUUUCUCCCGGGCCCAGCGCCUGGGGCUGCCCCUCAAGAUGGUCAUGUACUCAGCUCACGACAGCACCCUGCUGGCCCUCCAGGGGGCCUUAGGCCUCUACGAUGGGAACACCCCGCCUUAUGCCGCCUGCAUGGCCUUUGAGUUCCGGGGGAGCUCCAGAGACCCUGAGGAGGAGGAUGGAGAGAAUGUCACCAUCUCUCUCAUCUACCGAAAUGACACUUCCCGCCCACCCCUGCCGCUCAGGGUCCCUGGGUGCCCAGCCCCCUGUCCACUUGGGCGCUUCCAGCAACUGACUGCUCCAGCCAGGCCUCCAGCUCACGGGGCCCCCUGCCAUGGUUCCUAUGAGCCUACCAGCCCGCCAGGUGACAGCCCUCUGCACAGGGGUGGGAGUGGGGAAUUCCCAAGGCCUGGGAUUCACAACCCCCAUGUUCUUCCUGCAGCCACGGUGCCCCUGCUGGCUGGAGCUGUGGCUGUGUUGGCUGUGCUGAGCCUGGGGCUGGGCCUGCUGGCCUGGAGGCCCAGCUGCCUGAGGGCCCUGGGAGGGGCUGUAUGAGGGGGAUGGAUAGACACAACAGCACCCCUUCAGCUGACACUGGACCCCAACACGUGUGCUCACCUGCUUCUCUGACUUGUCACUUACUGUGCUCGCGCGUGUGGGGAUGAAGGCUGGGUGGGCCCCAGGCCCUGUGUAGGCAGUAAGCAUGGGUGCGGGUGAGAGCCUACAGCCCAAGACCACAUAGGACUGUCUCAGGGUCACCUAGUACCCCAAUUAUGAAUCAGAUGGAGAAAGGGGUUUCCCAGGGUAUUGGCUAAGGUAACCAGUGUCUUCUGAAAGCCUCACUCAUCUCUAACCUAAGUUCCUCAAGGACCUGUUGAUGAGCCUGCAUCCAUACCCCACUCCCUACAGCCUAGCAAUCACGCCAUUGGCAUCAUCUGGAGCCCCACACCCAUUGUCUUGUAUACCCACUGCCACAACUGACAUGGGAAAAUCAAAGGGUGUUGUCUUGAGAGGAGGCCAGGCUUCUAUCUGGGGGAGGUACAAGACCCAAAAUCCUGAGGAAGCUAAGGAGCAUCCCCUGGAAUCCCAGGACAGCCUGAGUGAGCUAGAGGGUCUGGUUCACAAGAACCAACAUAAACUCGAACCAAACGCAGGCUGCUAGGUAGGGAGGGCUAAGGUCAGCCGGCGGCUGUGACUGUCCCCCACCAGCCCACUUUUCCUCAGCAGACCGCUGGAGCAUCCUCUGGAAACAGGCCAGAGGUGGGCAAGCAAGCCUGUGCCUCACCUGCCCCGGACCCAGGCCGU
Messenger RNA from Microtus ochrogaster (prairie vole), 2189 nucleotides. RefSeq names its product acid phosphatase 4 (gene Acp4). The record is from RefSeq and is a predicted model, not a curated record. Gene Ontology annotation, cellular component: lysosome; postsynaptic membrane. The coding region runs from base 81 to 1439 and encodes 452 amino acids. Gene Ontology annotation, biological process: regulation of neuronal synaptic plasticity; negative regulation of ERBB4 signaling pathway; peptidyl-tyrosine dephosphorylation involved in inactivation of protein kinase activity. Gene Ontology annotation, molecular function: protein tyrosine phosphatase activity; receptor tyrosine kinase binding; acid phosphatase activity. NCBI's taxonomy places the organism in Eukaryota, Metazoa, Chordata, Mammalia, Rodentia, Cricetidae. The transcript has 10 exons.